AUGUCUAUCGUUGUCACGGCCAAAAUUGCUCAAAACGCUGUUUUUUUCUCUGACGAGCGAUUUCGCUGCGAAAUUACUUUUGAAUACCCACUUCCUACGGUCGAAAAAUUUUCUCAAGACAAAAUACAGAGCAUAUCAAGUAAAAAUGGUUUUAUAAGCCACACAAAAACUAACCAGGAACCUAAAUCGCCUGGAAAGAGACUUUCGCCUAAGCAAGUUUCAAAUGGAAAUCCCUUGUCAGCAAUAGUAGAGAACCCCUCGAUUCAAAAUAGCAUAGCUGGAGAUCUUGGUGAAUCGGGAAUGUUUGGAUUCCGUAACUUGGUCAAAAGAUCGACACUAACUGCGUUUGCGUCCUCAACACUCUCUUUAUUUUCUUUGGGUACUGGAGACUCACAACCACCGUUAUCACCAAUACGAAAUAAUGAACUUACUGAAAAAAAUAGUAACAAUGUUGCUCAAUCAACGGCAUCGCCGUUUGCUUACAUAGAAGAAGAGGCUUAUGAUGAUGGUGGGCUAAUUAAUUUAAAGCAGGCUGAUGGUAGUGACAGUGUUUCUGUUAGUGAUUAUGAUACUUCAGAAUCAUCUCCACGAAGUUCUGCUGAUUUUUAUGUACAUGGAUAUUCUGACGACAGAAGUAGUAAUAGUUGGAGUGGGUCAUUAACCGAUUAUAAAAGAAAUAGUGGUGGUAGUGGACGUUCUUCAAUUGGAAGUGGGAGAUGUAGUUCUUCACCUACUCUUAGUCAAAAGUAUGAAACAUUACUAUGGGGGUUUGCACAGAUAGUUGGGCAAUUUGUGGUAGAUAGUUCUUUAGUGAAAUCUAUUGAAUUUGAACCAUUAAAAACAAAGACAAUGUACAGACCAGCUAGUGGGAGUGGUGCUGGAGGUUCUGUAGGUGGUGGAACAUUGGGAAUAUUCACGCCAAACUCUAUACAUCCUUCAAGUUUACAAGAUCUCCAAGAACGAGCGGAUAGUAAAUCUAUACCUGUCUUUUCAACACCACCAUCAAUAUUAUUUUGUGAUUUACACUUGACGCCGGGGGAGACUCGAACUUACACAUAUGAGGCUAGGCUACCAACAGAUUUACCCCCGACACACCGUGGUAAAGCAAUUCGGUUUAAUUAUAAUUUGAUAAUAGGAGCUCAUCGAGGCGGGUUGAAUCAACAAUCACAUAUAGUUCAGUUGCCUUUCCGUGUAUUUAACUUCGUCUCUGAUGAUGGUUCGAGGCCAGUUUAUGAUUUGAUGAAUCCAGUUAUUAUUUAUAAAGAUGAAGCUGUGAUAAAAUGUAAAGAAGAUAAUCCAAGGCGAUCAUCAAUAGUAAAAAAACGAGACAAUAAGCGCGAAGAAUUCAUAGAUUAUGUGACAAAGCUUGCUCAAAGCUCCGAAGAUGUGCAUUUAGACAUGGACAAUAAAAGUGAUGGAAAGGGUGAUAGUGAUAAUUAUGUUUUUGUAGAGAAGGAUGUGAGCUCUCUUACCAACACAGCAAAUGUUGUAUCAAAGAACGCACGGAAAGUAAAUUAUGACAUUUGUAAAAAUAAUCAGCGAGUGGCACAGUUAUGUCUUUUAAAAACAUUGUAUCGGUUGGGAGACAUUGUGAUGGGGACACUAAAUUUCAAUGAUGCUAUUAUACCUAGUUAUCAGGUAUCUAUCACAUUGGAGAAUAGUGAGUUGGUUGAAUCAUCUGUAGCUAAUCGCACACAACAGCAAAUAUCGCGUUUGACACGCAAAAUACAUGGUGAACAUCAUGAAUUUUGUCUUAAUGCAUCACGUAUAAGUUUCUCUAUUCCUAUACCGACCAAUAGCACACCAGACUUUGCGACAACAGGGGUGAAACUUCAAUGGAGUUUACGAUUAGAAUUUAUUACUGGAACUAAGAAUAAUUAUCCGUUGAUGCCGCUUAAUGCGGAUGAACGUCAUCAUUAUUAUCAAGCAAUCGAAGAUGUUAAUGUUGAAACCUUUGAUUGUUCCAUUCCAAUUAAAGUAUAUCCUACAUCAUGUGAAUCAGCACGGACAUUUCCUUCUCAACAUACUUUUCGUGUAUCAUAA
Messenger RNA from Dentiscutata heterogama, 2043 nucleotides. The record is from the annotation of a GenBank genome assembly. NCBI's taxonomy places the organism in Eukaryota, Fungi, Glomeromycota, Glomeromycetes, Diversisporales, Gigasporaceae.